GUAAUUGUGACGUAAGACUGAGAUUUCGAUAAUCGUAACAAUCACUCCUUUUUAGAUUUAUCUGCGCAAAUGGAAUUGUGUCCUUCGUCCUUAAAUAAUCUGCUUUGAAGUGAGGGAAAUGGCACAACUUUACACAACCGGAUGCUUAGUCAAAACCCUACUUAUAAUGAAUGAAAAUACUGAGAGUACUGAAAUCUAAGCCAGUAUGAUAUGUAUGCAAGCUUUAAAAAGGAGGAUACAGACAAUUAAACACAUUGUGAAAUGGGUUGUAAUCAUAUAUCUUUUGACUUACAUCGUUUGUUUACCUUUCCGAGAAUCAAAAAAGGGAGCAGGUGAAACAUCCUACAAACUCUUACAGGCCUACGUAGAAUCUGGCCUGUUGGAGACAGCACCAAUGCGUCAUAAGACCUAUAGUAACGGUGAGGUUUUCCUGCUCAUCAUGGUCCCAAGCGCUGUGUCAAACUUUGAACAAAGAGACGCUAUCCGCAGAACUUGGGGAAACGUUUCAACAACAAAACCUACUGUUCUGUUGAAAUUUGUGUUGGGUAAAAGUAAGGAUACUGUUUACCAGAGCCUUGCAGAAACCGAAAAUUCUAUUUAUAAUGAUAUUUUGUUUGAGGAAAUAUUGGAAACUUAUGAAAAUCUGUCACAAAAAUCUAUAUCGUUGUUGCGAUGGGCUUCCACAAAUUGUAAAGGAGUGAAAUAUCUUUUGAAAAUUGAUGACGACAUGUUCCUUAAUCUUCCAAGACUUUUGAAUGAAUUAAACGCUCAUCCGAAAACAAACACUAUAUCCGGCUGCAAAGUCAGUGGUGCUUCUCCAUUCCGAUUUGCAUUCUCGAAAUGGAAGAUAUCGAGAUCAGAGUAUAAAAAUGAUUAUUAUCCAGAUUAUAUUGCAGGAACUGCUUAUCUGAUCAGUGGGGAUAUCAUUUCGAACUUAUAUCGGGCAACACGAAAUGUUCCGUAUUUCAUUUUUGAAGACGUAUAUAUAACAGGCUUAUGUAGAAAACACAUUGGUGCCGAUGCAUUAGAAAAUAAAGGUUUUAAUUGUGGAUAUCGAAAUCGUGGUCCCUGUGGAAAUAACUUUAGAUAUCAGAUAACAGGACAUCACUAUACACCAAGGGAAAUUCAAAGGAUGUGGCUGGAGUUACAAGAUCGAUGGUCAAAUUGUCGACUUGUGGAUCAUUACUUUAUUUACAAAUUAGUUGAUUUGUUCAAGUAUAUGUUUCUGUGAAUAGGUGUGGAAAAUUGCAAAACACAUGAUGCAUGAUCUAAAUAAAACUAAAAUCAUCAAACAGUCUUACUUUCAUGAUCAUGAGACCUGAUCGAAUUAUUACGUUUAUAUAAGACUAAAAUUUCUUUAAAAAUAUUUCUUUAUUUAUUACAAACAUUUCAAAUGCCAAUAUCGAUGGGUUAACGUACAGCAUGCAUUUCAGUGGCAUUUUUGAUGUCAUAC
This is a messenger RNA of Magallana angulata, 1453 nucleotides long. Its product is annotated as beta-1,3-galactosyltransferase 1-like. Bases 206 to 1231 code for a protein of 341 amino acids. Gene Ontology annotation, cellular component: membrane. The transcript has 2 exons. The record is from RefSeq and is a predicted model, not a curated record. Gene Ontology annotation, molecular function: hexosyltransferase activity. NCBI's taxonomy places the organism in Eukaryota, Metazoa, Mollusca, Bivalvia, Ostreida, Ostreidae.